Molecule: messenger RNA, 2516 nt
Organism: Ruditapes philippinarum (Manila clam)
Lineage: Eukaryota; Metazoa; Mollusca; Bivalvia; Venerida; Veneridae
Product: myoneurin-like
Exons: 4
Coding region: 355-1704 (449 amino acids)
Biological process (GO): regulation of transcription by RNA polymerase II
Cellular component (GO): nucleus
Molecular function (GO): DNA-binding transcription factor activity, RNA polymerase II-specific; RNA polymerase II transcription regulatory region sequence-specific DNA binding
Source: RefSeq, a predicted model, not a curated record
UUAAAUCUUCUUAGGGUUAAUUCGCUAAAAGUAAGAUUGUCGAGAAGAAAUAUCAAAUAUUUUCCAGUUAUUGAAGUAAACAAUCGCAAUGCAACUGAUUUUGAUGUGCAAAUACAUCAGAUAAGUACGAUAUUUUUAAUAACCUUUUGCGAUGAGGUUUAAAGGCUAGAAAUUUGUACAAAAAAGAUUCAACACCUGGGAAGGGAGACAACUGUGUUACCAAGUUUGGGUUUCACGGUACUAAAUUAAAAAAAAUAUUCAUCAACAUCUCAAGGGGGGCAGAACCUUUUGAGUGUGUUCUUAGCUAUGUUGUGAAACAUUAAAGUUCUGAACAGUGCUUUGAUAUUUGUGACAAUGGAGUCUUACUUGAUGAUGCUGUAUGUGACCUUAGAACAGGAGUCGGCUCUCAAAAACUUCUUUGUGGAUCAGGGAUGGACAUUUUCUAAACCAGAUUUGUCUGUCACAACUGAUGAGAUAGGCCCCUCUGUCAAAGAUGUUUCAACUGAAAACUCAUUGAUUGUAUUAAACAGUGGUGUUGGAGAAACUAGGAAGAGGAGAAGGGAUGUUGUACAGAAUAUCGAGUCUACGGUGAAACAUGCUAAAACUUGUCCAAGUCCCUUACCUCCAGAACCUCACAGGCAAAGUGUGCAGACUUUUUCUAGUCAAAAAGCAGAAACUGAAAACAUUGUAAAAGUUAGUGAACUUAAUAGAACCAGAAUUCAAGAUGCUGUCAGAUUGAAGCCUGAUGUGCCAAAAUUUACUGAUUUGACAGUUGGAGCAUUGGGCGCAAGUAAUAAUGACAGUAAUGAGGAUUUAGAAUAUGAACUUAGUGAUGAAGAAACAGGUGUAAAUGAUGGCCUUGAAGAAGUGAAAGAUGAUAUUAAAAAUGUUGGAAAAGAAGCAACUAGAGACAAAUCAGAACAUGAAAUAGUUAUAGAAGAGAAGGAAUUAACGGUAGAGAAUAGUCAGCCUAGAGAUCCAAAAAUACGGAAAAAGAGAGAUGCUUCCACCAUGGUAGACAACAACGAUGGAGACCGGAUGUGCGUCACAUGUCGGCAUUUUGAAAAGCAAGCUAUGAUCAUUGACGAAGGUCCUGGUAUUGCCGAUAAAGCUACUGGAGAACCAAGCACAUACGUAUGUGACAUAUGCGGAAAACAAUUCAUUCAUCAGACGACAUAUAAACGGCAUGUUCGAUCGCACGAGAUGGCAGCUUCCGGAAAAAUUGAACGCGAAAAGAAAUGGAAAUGCAACGAAUGUGAGAAAGUAUUUGGAAGUGAGGGUAAUCUUAAAGAACAUGUUCACCAGGUGCAUUUAAAGAAACCAGGAGAGUACAUGUGUCAUUUGUGUCCAAAAUCUUACACACGUGUAACGCGUUUAGAAGGGCAUCUGAAUACUCACUAUGGUAUCAAACCAUACACGUGCAAGUCGUGCAGCACUGCUUUUUAUGCUAAAUCAUCUUUAAUUGAACAUCAAAAGAAAUGUGAGGGAGGGAUGAUUGUAAGACAUAGAUGUCAGAUUUGUUCCGAAAGGUUCGGCUCACAAAUGGAGCUCAAACAGCAUCGAACACUAGAGCAUGCUAACGUGUUCUGUUCCGCCCCUUGUGGAAGGAAGAUAAAGUGGAAGAGCUCGCUUAAAAAACAUACGUCAACUUGUGCAAAAUGUCAGGACAUUGACGUAGCAAAUAUAAUGAUCUCAGGUGUUUGAAUAAUGGCAUAUGUUUAAUUAUUUCAAAUUUAUUUGUGAUUUUAAUCACAAAAAUGCAGAAAGAAAACACGCAUAUUGUUUCAGCAAAGCGACCAAUAUUAAUGUAUGAAAAGUUUGUUAAACACAAGUGUAUGGCGGCUAUUUAACAAAGGAUGAGUCAGUGCCGCAAAAUGGCUGAUGAUAUAAAAGUAUUACUUAACUGAAUCAUGAAAUCGCUCAAAGAAGUAUUUUGCGUGUUGUUUUAUAUUAAAUUAUUUGUUUUUGUUGUAGGCGUUUGAUUUUUAAAUUCCAAGCUUUAAAUGAAUUCUUUUUUUUUUUUUUGAAAUCACAACUUUUUUUGAGGGAUAAAUAAAUUGUGGACAUAUUGACAGCAUACCCUGAGAUUCCCAAAGAAAUGAUCAACAAAGGUCUUGUAUUACAUGUAUAAGUGGCAAGGUGAUUGAAGUGUUUUUUUGGCUGGUUUUAUGGCAGUUUCCUGUCUUAUUGAUGUGUUUUGCGUAGAUGAACGCUCAACAGAAGAAGGUGUCACCAAAAGACCGGACACAAAUGAUUAACUAUUGAGGAAAUAAUUAUAUCAAUGGUUGAAUAACAUUUUCGCCCAAAAUUAGUUCAUGUAGAAAAUUAGUUCAUGUUCUACAAACUAUUUAAACCCACAAUAUAUAUUUUUACCGAUUCAUAUUUUGAUGAUCCAUAUAAGGCUGGUCCCCAUGUAAUUGUUCGUAUUUCUUCUGAAUAUGAUAUCAAUGUUUUGGAUUUAAAAUGACACCAGAUUUUGUUUUAUAUUUCAUAGAACUCUAUAUCGUUUUAUGUGU